Dicentrarchus labrax (European seabass) is the source of this 15505-nucleotide messenger RNA. RefSeq names its product SZT2 subunit of KICSTOR complex (gene szt2). The record is from RefSeq and is a predicted model, not a curated record. Bases 166 to 11460 code for a protein of 3764 amino acids. The transcript has 76 exons. NCBI's taxonomy places the organism in Eukaryota, Metazoa, Chordata, Actinopteri, Moronidae. Gene Ontology annotation, cellular component: peroxisome.
UGCGCUGUUGACACUACCCUGCGAACACCAGACAGGACAGAUGAUAAACAAGUGUUAGGACAGAUGAUAAACAAGUAUUAGGACAGAUUGUUUUGCUCAACCCGGAGAGAAUAUUCGUCCCCUGAGGCUCGCCAACCUCCCCGCAGUCCCUAUGCUAUACCAGGCAUGGCAGAGAGACAGGACAAUGAGGUGGAGGAGGCUGACCAGAUCUACCUGCUGAUGAAGGAGGAGUAUCGGAUCUCCAGGAAUGUGCGUCUGGCGUGGUUCCUUGGUAAACUUAACCAAGUCAUCUGGCCGGCCUCAAAGCCUGAACUGCUGAACUCAGAGAAUGAACUGGACUUGCUGAGCAUCUUACCUAAAGGAUGGCAGCCGGAUUUCUCCCCCACCAUGUACCCCUACAUGUUGGUGCCGUCCACUCGGGCCACCUUCCUGGCCCGGAGGUACCGCUUCAUCAUCGAGCUGGACCUCAGUCCCUCCACAGGGAUCGUGGAUGACAGCACAGGAGAGAUGAUCUUCGAUGAGGUGUUUCAUGCCUUAAGCAGAUGUCUGGCAGGUCUGGCUCAGCCAUUUCAAGUCCCUGGAACCGAUCAACUUUUCAAGCCUAAGAUCUUCAUCACCAUCUUGGCGUACUCAUCAAUUAUUGGCCUCACCUCCCAUCAGGUUUUGGUACAGGGCUGUCAGCUUGAUAGAACAGACCUCGAUGAGUUCCUGCAUCACAUUUAUCAGCAGCUCCGAGCGGUGGAGAGCAACAUUGCACAAGUCCUGCACCAGCAGCAUGAACAGUCUGUGGAGCCAGUCCAAAGCUCAAGUCUCCAUAGCAGCACUUUGGAUGAGCAGCCCCACAGGAAGCAGGGCAUUUCCAUGGUGUCAGCUGAUAUGGGUCUCGUCAGCAUGGUACGCCAGGGCAUCCUGGCCCUUCAGCUGCUGCCCCCAAACUCCAGUGCAGGUAUCAUUAUUAUCACAGACGGAGUGACCAGUGUUCCUGAUGUAGCCAUGUGUGAAACACUACUGAACCAGCUCAGGAGUGGAACCAUUGCCUGCUCCUUUGUGCAAGUCGGUGGUGCGUACUCCUACGACUGUAGCUUUGGUUACAUACCCAACGUAGAGCUGAUGAAGUUCAUCUCAUUAGCUACCUUCGGUUCAUACCUGCCCAGCUGCCCUGAAGUGGACCUGAACAGCCUGGAGAUGAAUGCCUACCACAAGGCCUUCUUAACCUAUUCCUUCCUCAAGACCCCUGAGUCUAUGAACUCAGAGUACUUCUGUGUUUCCCAGCACAAACUCUUCAAUGAGCACCUGGUGUCAGCCAGCGGUAACCCUGCCCUGGUCAUGAGGAGGAAGAAGCACACAGAGAAGGAAGUCCAUGCUCAUUUAAUCAGUGUAGUGUCUGUGCGACUGAGAGAGGGCUACACCAUCAGAGAGAUCAGCCUCACCAAAGGUGGGACUCAGCUGGAGGUGAAGCUUGUGCUCUUAUGGAAACACAACAUGCAUAUCGAGUACCUGGCAGCCGCCUCAUGGCCGUUGGACCUCACCAAGAGAACCACCAGGGUGGAGGUGACGAUGGAGGGAAGCUACGACAUCCUGCAUGACAUAAGCUGCACCCAGAGGAAACCCAUCACCAGCCCGUAUCGCACCUCCGUCAUCCGACGCUUCUGGAACACACUGCAGAGCAUCAACCAAACUGAUCAGAUGUUGGUGCACCUCCAGUCGUUUAAUUCAAUUCCUGAGAACUACAUGAUUCCUGAGAGCACCAAAAAUGGAGUUCCUCUGUUCUACAUCCCUCCCGGCUCUACUACUCCGGUUCUGUCAUUGCAGCACAGUGGAUCCAAAGACUCCUCUCAGUCCCAGUUUGCCUCUUACUGGAAGCCCAUCCUCUCCAUGGACGCCAACUUCUGGCAGAGAUGGCUGCACAUGCAUCGCAUUGCUAUCAUCCUUGAACACGACAUGCCUGUCCCCAAACACCUGCACACAGCUGGGAACAACGGACGUUAUAGCACCAUUCAGUGUCGUAUCUCCCACUCUGCCCUCACAUCGCUGCUGAGGGACUGGAGCAGCUUCGUGUUGGUGGAGGGUUACUCAUAUGUCAAACUCAUAUACAGUUCAUCCGACCAGCCUCCCACCUCCUUCUACCUGGUCCGCCUCAUCUCCAAGACGCCCUGCAUGGUGCUGCGUCUGGGCUUCCCCAUUGGAACACCAGCCCACAUCAGAAACAAGAUUGUGGACGAGCUGCGAGAGCAGAUCCUCAAACUACGCUUCCCUCAUCGUGUUCAGAACAAAGAGGCCACCCCCAAAACCAAGAGAAAGGUUGUUGGCCAUCCGUCACCCUCCAAAUCCCCCUCCAUCCCCGCUCCCAAGCCAGCGCUGUCAGACAGACCCUGUGUGGUGGUGCUUAAUAAGCCCUUGGAGAAGCUGCUCAUAAGUAUUGCCAGCCGGACACAUUUGAACGCAAUGCUCUGCAGGUAUGAGAAGCUGCCGCUGGACUUCAGGACUCCCUUCAUUUUCAACAUGGAGAACUUCCCUCAGCCCUCCAACAGUGCCGUCCCCCUCAGCAUGGCGGCCAACCGGACAGCCUCCUCCACCCUAGCCUCCCUGUCCCGUUACUUCCUGCACCAGCGCUGGGUGUGGGCUGUGCAGAGCAGCCAGGGAUCGACCGUGGCCAUGCAGGCCGUGGCACACAUCCUGUCCAUGCUCUCCGAGAUCCGCGUAUCAGAAGGCUUCCACUUUGCUGCCAGCGGAGAGGGCAUCGUCAACCUGGUGAUGGAGCUGCCGAUGAAGGGCAUGUCAGGGGACACAGACAGAGAGAGUCACUCUUGUAUUGUUCAGUACAUCCUAUUUCCACCUCACUCUACGUCUACUAAGGACAGCUUCUCCACUGAUGACGACAACGACACUGAGGUGGAGGCCGUAGACAUGGACACAGAGCUGAACCUUGUCACAGAGUGCUGGGUGGAACCACAGUGUGGCACGGUGAUGAAUUGCAUGGACCAACAUCGCCACUUCCAGGGCCUCAAGUACCAGGAGAUCCCCCAAGCAAUCUUCCCAAGGGAUCUGUCCUGUAUGUCCACCAUGAUGACCUUUGAGUAUUUGUGCCAACUGUGUCAGAAUAAAGACCAGGUCUGCUCGCUGCCGGCUGGACUCAAGGAUGUGAGAGGAGAUGCCCUUGCCUCUGAGGACAGCAUUCACAUGGUUCCUUUCCAGUUUGAUCUCAUUCAGCUACUCCCCAAAUGCCAGCAGGUCGAGCUCUUCUUCCUCACAUUCAGCACAGCAGUGGAGACUGGGGAGCAGGUUCAUAGCUCCCCCUGUCUGCCCAACGAGCUGCUGCUCAGCCUCUUCCACAGCAGCCUGGAACACGAGCUCAGCGACAGAGAAAUCCCGCUAGCUGACAGUGACCACGUCACCUUCAUGCACCACAUCUUAGAGCGAGAGCGAGACGGCCAUAUCGCUCCUUUCUCUUUACCUGUCAUUAAAGAGGAGUGUGUGAAACCACCAGACAGACAGGACACAAUGACGUCAUUCCACACCACUGGCAGCAGCAAAGAGGUGAUGGGAUCCACCAGCACUUUACAGAGUUUCAGUAAUGCAGACCUUGUGGAUGAAGAGCCCUUGCUGGGGGAGAGGAGCUGCUCUACGCCACAGUGGAGGUGUUACGCCAAGUACAUCAGCUCCCAGCAGAUCCUCCUCACCUUCCUCCCUGCUUCCUUCACAGAUGUUCUGAUGUUGAUGGAGUCAGGGCUGGAGACGGAGCCUCAGAGUAACAUCAGCACUCAGGAAGAUGACACUCUGACUCCCAGCAACAAAUCUCAGGCCGACUCCCUGUCUGGCUCCACAAGUGGGCUGGAAAGGUCAGAGUCCGGCCUCAGUCUGGCCGGUAAACUGCGAAGGAGCUCCAGCAGCGGACACUUCAAUGCCAGGUCCCCUGUGCUCUCACCAUGGUCCGAAGGCCAGACUGGGCCCGCUGACUCCCUGAUGGACCAGGAAAGCUGGGACACUAGAAUGUCUGAGACAGAGGCCGGGACCCCAGCCUCAGAUCUGGGAGAAAAAGAAGGAGUACAGUUCUCUGAACCACAGAAGACUGAUUUCCACAUCAGCUUCAGCCGGCAGGUUUCUCAGCAGAGUACCAGUGACAGCAGCCUGUUGAAGUGUCCAGUCUAUGUCUACAACUGCUCCCUGGAGCACCUGAGGGAGCAACUGGUACACCCCAACUCCAGCCGUCAACCCAGGGACAUCUUCUUCAGAGCUCAAGAUGCUGAAUCCUGGGAGAUGAAUCAGCAGAUGAAGUUCAGGUCACUGUCUCAGGACCGCAGCAGCCCGUCCCCUUGGACCGACCUCCUGGCUCAGCCUCACAAACACAAGGAGCUGGCCAACUACUGCAGCCUGCUGCAAGAGCAUUACCACCAGAGCUACGUCAAAGGUGUGUACCGCAGCCUGCAGCAGUCCUACAGCAUCAACUCCCAGGAUGUCCUGAUGGCCAUGGAUUACUGCGAAGAAUCCCUGCAGGAGAUUGACAUCACCACUUUCCUGCACACAGUCUGUGGACACAUCCGGGUCUUUAGGGAGCACGGUGAGGCUCCGGCAUGGAAACCUUCAAGGAGCCCUGCCACCUUUGUCAUCGGAGAGGCUGAGGAGGAACGGACAGAUUAUAGGGCUGCCCUGGCCUCCUCGUCCAGCAUUGAAAUGGAUGAUGUCAGUGAAGCUGAAUCUAGAGAAAAGUCCUCUGGUCCUACAUCUCCCCUGAUCCUGGAUGAGUCCAAAACAGUCAAGAUCCCAGAGUUCCCUCUGACGCUGCUUCAGACACAGCCCAAGUGUGAAGUGUAUCCAGAUCUACACAAAAUAAUACAGGAUAAAUUCAUGGAGAUCGUGUCUCAGUACUUCAAAACUGUGCCCUCCAAUCCACACUACUUCUUCUACUGCCCAUCGCCAUCCAAGAAAGAGGAGGACUCAGAGGACGGUGAGAUGGGGAGGAGACCCAGUGAGGAUCCGGUAUCAGAGGCUGAGCCAGCUACUGAGGACGAAGCUGUGUUGGGCUGCUGCAUAAUGACAGAAAGCGACACAGAUCUGGUGGUGGAGUACGCUGAGCACCCAGGCACCAGCUUCCACGGAGAGGGUGAAGACCAGUCCCUGUCAGACUCCAACACUGUCAACCAGGACCAGGACUCCUUCAGCAUCCUGGAGGGAGACUCCCUGCUGGAAGCCGAGGAGCCACAGCUGGACAUGCCACCGCUGUUUGUUCACGUCACUUGUUCUGUCAAUAUGAAAAGCUGCCACGGCUCCAUGCCCAUACAAACACUGCCUACUUGCCUUGGUGAGAUUAUUUCCUGCCUGGAGAAUGCUGAGGCCUUAAAGACUGUGGAUUUGAAUGAGCUCUCAGUCACAUUAGACAUUUUUGUCCUGACACUACCUCUGGAGAUUGAAGUCAUGGCUGAUUUCCAUCAUAACAGGUACACCUCAGAGAGUAGCGUGUCCCUGAAUCGUUCACCAGGACAGCCCUCCUCCUACCGCUCUGAUGAGGAGCUGAUGGCAGUGUUGGACAGUCUGAGGGGAGCCGGAGUUGACGGGGUAUCUGGCGAUCCCUUAUCCAAACUCCCAGUUCCUCACAAGUUAGCAAUUCUGGCUACAAUGGACGAGAUUCGCUGGCUGCUGGAGGAUGAGAUCGUCUCUGCUCUGCGUCACUCUCGGGUCAUCGGCUCGGCCAUGCUGCAGAAAGUAGCUGAACAUGUGCUGCGCUCCAGCGGUCGACCGCACUGUCACUGCGAGGAUGUCCCGCUUCAGUUUGUCUUUGGGCCUGAGCAGUCCCUGGAAAAAUUCAAAGAGGAGUUCCGCAGAAUGUCCUUCUCUGGCUAUGUGUUGAAUGGAGAACAGGACAGCUUCUACUUCAUGUCUCUGAGCAGACUGCACCCUCAGAGGAUCAAUGCUGCCAAGAGUCUGUCUGAAAGCGCCGCGGACCCCCCGCAACACAGCAACCCCUGCAGUGCCAGAGCUCAGGUGGAGGACGCGGUGCUAGAGAGUGAAGUGGAGGCUCAGGCAACAGAGGCAGACAGCGAGGGUGAAGACAAGAAGUCCAUCAGCGUUGGUGGAGACUCUCCCAGUGACACAACUGCAGAAACCAGUGAGCAAGUCAGAGUCUUGAAGCCUGACGCACAUGACACAGUUUCUCAGAGCUCAGUUGGCAUGGUGGUGGGGGACAGAGGUCAGCCCGGUACCCCACAGAUCCAAACCGAGCAUGGCACAGAGCCCGCCUCACCCCCCAAGACGCCGUCCAGUGUCAGCCUGGCUGAGUCCUUGCAGUCAGCCUCUCACAGCUGUGGCAAACUCAGGCCAAGUCGAGUCCAGAGCGUGGUCUCCAGCCAGGGCAGUUUGGACUCAGACAUGCAGGGCUAUGAUGGCGGCAGCAGUGACUCUGAGUGUGAGAGCCCCACCCUGGAUGAACAGGAGUGUCAGUCACCAUUGAUGCCCGACUUCUGGCUGAUUGUUCAGAUCCACCAGGACAGAGUGAAGGUCUACUCCCAUUCCAGGUGCUUCACAGAAGGAAAAGAGGUCAUUGCUGAGGAAUUGGAGAAGAAGGAAGAAGAUGAGGAGCUGCCUGAAUACUUGCAACUGCAUCAAAUGGUUGUCAGGAAGAUAGGUGAAAUCUGCAGAAUUGUCAAUCAGCGUAUGCUGCUGCAGGACCUACACGACAGCCAUGUGUGUAACUCUCUGCUGGUGGCUGAGAGUGAGGAAGACAUCUGGAAGAAUGAGUCUCUCUACAGGCAGAGGCUCAAUGCCUCCGAUGAUUACAACACAGAGGAGAGCUACCAGGCCAGAGACUACCUGGCAGCUACCAUGCAGUUCAUCCCUGGACAUUUUGCCUGUGAUGUGGUGUGGAGCACAAUCAUCCACAUUCACCCACGUCUCAAGAUGGGACCCAACAUGGGGGUAUCAAGAGCGAUUCAGGCCCUGCGCUCUGUGCUGAACUCUUUCUGUGUGGUCAACAGGAAGAACAUGUUUGUCUACCAGGAGCGUACAACUAAAUCAGUCUUCUACCUCAGACUUUGUGAAACAUCAUUAACCGGGAAAUACUCUGACAUGGAUGGAAACCUCCACAUGACUCGCUCCAUUGGGCUUGCCAGGAGUCAAGAGCCCUUGUUUCCCGAGGACCUUAUGGGUUCCAGGUCUUCUCUGGAUGGCUCUCGGCCAGUUGGACAGGUAGACAAGCACAUCCUGUUGCUGGUGCAUGGGGUGGGAAAUGCAGGUCCAGAGAUCACAGAUGAGCUGGUCAAGGUGCUGCGCAAGCGCCUGGAUGAAACCACCUUGGACAUCAUCACUGUCAUGCUUGUGAGGAACUGCAAGCUGACACCGGCUGACGUAGAGUUCAUCCAGCCAUCAGGAUCUCCCGCCACUGAGGUGAUGAACUUCAGCCUCCCCCAGUACUGCCUUCCCUGGCUGCCCGCUGUGGCUCACUACCUCAGGCAGAACCUCCUCAUCUUCCUGCAUGUUCCCAAGUACACAGACAGCAACACGGCACACCACUUCAAGCACUACUUUCAUUUGAGCGGCAACUUGCCGGACGGUGAUAUCUAUCUCUACAAUAAACCUGGAGGCCAGGGGACGGGAGGCAAAGGUACCAUGUCGGAGCUGGUUCAGCAACUCUUCCCACCUUCUCAGUUUAAAGGAAUUGCCUGCAUCGCCCUCUCAUUUGUGGACGCCUGUGGUCGUCCCCUUCAGGUUCAAGCUCAAGACUGUGCCCGACCGCAGAGAUCAGAGAACUGCACAAUCCCCCUACAUCGUGACCAUUUCGAUGAGCUGACCACUGUGGGUAAAGUGUACUCAAUCAACGGCAUCUCAGGUGCAGUUGUGUCUGUUUGUCUUCCAACAGAACCACAGCUGUAUGUGCGUUUUGACAUCUGGGAACAAGGCAAUGUCAGUCCCUUACAGCUGAGUGAUAAACUGCAGGGGGCGUUGCGUCACGCACUGUGUGACGUUGUCAUGGAGCUGAGAGUCUUGCCAAAUCCUCUUUGCCUGGGGGCGCUCUGCCCCACAACCAAAGCUCAGAGAGAAGAGGCUAAAGGACUGUUGAUUACUUUGCCUGAAGUGAAAGAAGCUAAGGACAGCCCCAGACAGCGCAGCGGCUCACGGGUCUUUAAAACCAGCCCUUCUCCUAUCACCUUAACCCAAGCUGUGGUUGGCAUCCCUGUGACAGGGACCAGCACACCCGAGUCCACAACACCCACCAGCAAGAGCACCCGCCGUAGCUUCUGGGACAUACUGAGUAAGCCAGAAUCAUCAGAGCUUGGGAGCCCUAAGACAACUGACGACAUAGUGCAAGAAAAAGGAGAGGAGGGACGAGCAGCACGACGAAGACACAAGACGGAGAACGUGAAGCAGCAGUGGAGCCAGGAGAAAGCUAUCGCUGUGGAGCUGGAGCAGGCUCAGAGGAGGCAGGUGUCUCAGCUGGAGGAGGGAGAUGUGGGAACUCUGCACCCCAUCUACCAGGUCACCUGCCAGCCUUGGAUCACUUUCAUGUCUAAACUUGGCUGCCCUUCCAUUCAGCAGUGCACUGCUGAAAUUGCUUCUCACUUCCUUCUGCCUUCCAUCUUGGCAGAGAUUGUCAAUUUGGUCAGUUCUCUUGCCAGUGAUACAACAGUGAAGGCAUUUGAAAAGAAAAGCUGCCCCCCAUCUGGAGACAUGUUUGUACCCUUCCCUCUUGUCCAGAACCUCAGCCAGCCUCCAGGCGCCACUAGGAGCUUCAUUCUCAUUGGCCGCAACUUCUAUCAGUGGCACUGUAGCACAGAGCAAGAAGACAGUUCAGAUGAGGAAAACACCCCAGUGCUAAAUAGGUUCACACCUCAUAAGGGCUUCCAGCGCUUCGAGGCUCUGGAGCAGAGUGAUUGGUUCAGUCCUGGCCAGGCCGGUGCAGGACUGGCUCCCCGCCAGAGGUUCCUCUUCAUCAGUGUCCUGGACAAAAAGGUGACUCUGUACAGCUACAACUGGUCUGUGGACCUGGGCGCCUCUCUGAAUCGGGAGCUGGUCCGCCUUGUUAAGUGGCAGAACGCGAGGGCUCACGUCGUCCACUGCCUGCUCAACCAGAAGAUGGGCCUCUUCCAUCAUUACUGCUUCUCUGAUGCACCCAUCCACGAAAUGGACUCCAAGCAGGAUCCCAAUCCAUUCCUGAGCCCCUCCAUGGAGCCGGAUGCGUUGCUGCGUAACACGGUUCCUCCUUUACCCAGCAAAGAGCAGGGCAGGCUGGGUGGCUCUGGCCGAAGUCUUGCUCCGCUUCACUUCCCCUCGGAGCUGCUUCCCUUUGACGAGGCCCUAAGGGACGUCUGCACCAUCCGACCCUUGAUGGAGGGGGAUGUGGUGGCCCGACAUGGCGGCCAACUCUUGGAAAUCAAAGCUGCUGAGCGGAGAGAAAUGGAGAAACAGAUGAAGAUAGAGAACCUGUUUGUGACUUGGCAGCAGAGGUCAGCACAGUCCAACAUGCCCAUUUCAGGGACAGAUUUGGAGACCCUGAAGCAGUCGUCCAGGCUGGUUCACUACUGUGCCACCCCUCUCCUCUUCGACCCCAUCUUCCGCAAGCAGAUCCAAGAGGAACAGAUCGUUCCGCCUCCAGUAAAGAAACGGCAUCGCUCCAGCGACUCCACUGCAUCAGGUCGGGACCGAAGCUACAGCACUGACUCAGCUGACAUGCUGCCCAGCCGACUGAAGGAAGAACCCUGGCUGCUUGAGAUUUCCAGCACCUUCCUCCAGCAGUAUGUCCAGUACCUGCAGAGCAUGGGCUUCAUUCUGGUCCAGGUCCGGCCUCAGUCUCCGGCUCGCAGCAUUGCCCGGGCUCGUGCUGCCAUGCUGAGCUCUAUGUCAUCGGAAGGGAGGAUGUCUUUUUCUUACGUAAAGCAGAAGAGCGAAGACAGCCCUAAGACUACAGCAUCUGGCACUACUGCAUAUCACCUCCAGAGGGCGCUGCCAGGGGGGAUCGUGUUGAUGGAACUGGCUUUUCAGGGGUGUUACUUCUGUGUGAAGCAGUAUGCUCUGGAGUGUUCCCGCAUUCCCAUGGGCCAGACAGUCAACUCCCAGGGCAGCCUCCUCACCAAACCUCGUUGCAAGCCGUUCCCAGAUGCCACCCCAGUAUCUGACUGUGCGCUCUCAAUGCUCUUCACUGAGGAGUGUGAUAAGGUUCGGGACCUGAUGCACGUCCACUCCUUCAGCUACGACUUCCACCUGCGAGUAGUUCACCAGUACUUGGUCGGCUGCCACAUGACACUACGCCAGGGCUACCAGCUCACCGACUUCCUGGACGACUUCAUCUCCCAUCACCCAGACAUUCCCAAGUUUGGUCGCAACCACGUCUUCCAAGGGAGCUUUUCCAUCUCCACGGGGAUGAUAACAGCUCAUCAGCUCUACAACUACAUCACUGACCAUGCCAGCACCUACGGCAUGAAGCCGCUCCGCAUGUCUAAGGCUACGGUCACCACUGACAGCAAGAAAGGGACGCCUGACCUGCACGAGUAUGCACUAGUGGCUCUAUGGAACAGUUCGGGCUCUUACAAGGAUCUGGAGGGCCUGCACCACCAUGAUGACUUUGACGUGUCCCUGGUGGUGUGCCAUAAUGCCGCUCCAUUUGAGGAACAGUCAGACGGGGAGAGGCAUUUGCUGAGGUUGCGGUUCUAUGUGAUCAUGACUAGUCAGAGAGAGCUCUUCCCCCGCCUCACUGCUGACAUGCGUCGCUUCAAGAAGCUUCCUCAGAUCCACCGUGAUCCUGGUGAGCUCGGAGGGAGGCUCCCCCAAGAUCGAUCAGAAGGGUUGCGUGGUGCCGAGCAGGACCUCUGGGAAGAAACAUCAUCGGAAGCUGCGGCCGCCUCAGUCCCCAGCGACGGCAAUGAGUUUUACCCUCUGGCGGCGGGGGGACCAGAGGCUCAGGGGCUGCUCUACCCAUCCCCUCUGUUCCCUCUGCUCAACAACGAGGUGGCGUCAGCCCGCAGACAGAUCCAGGCCAGCGUGGAGCAGGCCAUGGGUCACUGCCGCAGGGAUAACCUCUGGAGGAGGCUGUUUCACGGAGAGCACCUGGCCCUGGACAAACUGAAGCUAACCAAGCUGUCGUUUAGUGAGCUGGAGGAGCUGCUGGAGGCUGUGCAGAGCCGCUCAGUGGGGGAGAUCGACCCACAACUAGACUGUUUCCUGACCAUGAGUCCAGCCUGGUACCAGAGUCUGAUCAAAGUCCUGCUGAACCGCUUCCCUCAGAGCUGCAGACACUUUGACGACAACGGCAUCCAGUACCUGGCUGUUCUGAACCAAAAGUUCACUGACUGCUUUGUUUUGGUCUUUUUGGACACCCAAGCUGGAAAAACAAGUCUGAAGGUCGUGUUUCGGGAACCGUUGCCGUCGCAGCCGCAAGCCAGCAACAGCCCCCCUCCUCAGCUGGUGUCCAUGUAUCAUCACCUGGAGUCUGUCAUCAACACCGCCUGCUACAAUCUCUGGACAGGACUGUUGUAGUAUUGAUCAGUGCUGGACUUAACCUCGAAUCAUGUCCAUGUAACCACGAUCAACACAUGGAGACACGAGGCAACAGUGGAGGAAAACGGGUCAGCAUUGGGAAGAGCAGCAUACCGGAUGAGUGAAGUUACCGUAUUUCUGCAGUACCCUGUAGCACACAGGAUGCAUUCAGUAGAGAACUGACAAAAAAGACCAGAGUUUCAAACAACAAACUCAACCCUGACAUCUGUUAGCCCACCUAGCUCCAAACCAGUAGGAAAAAAAAUGUGAUUAAAAACUAAAUGGCUCCUAACUGGUGUGUAGAAACCCCCCAUUAGCUGGUUCAGUGUCUUUAAUCCUCUGAUAUACUUGCUUUUGACCAGGCAUUCAUGUGUGCAUUAUAACCACCACAUAGCCUAUGUCCUGGAUUCCCUCAGACCGUUGUGUGUGUGUGUGUGCAGGAAUUAACGCUGCACAAGAUGGAAUUAAACCCACAGAGGAUGGUAGUAGUGUACGUGUGUCACCGUGUUAAGUUGGAAUAUGUGAAAAUGUUCCAAUGUCGGCCAGUGUCGGGCCCAUCCUGAUCUGCCUCACAGUGGGUAAACGUGUUAAUCCACUAGUUCCUCGCAGUACGCAGCUGCAGCAGGACCAGUACCUCUCACAUUGAAGCUGUAUACUUUGUUAAAAAGCAAGUAUAUCACAAGCAUUAGUUUCUCUGGGUACUGUGACAUUUUUCACUGUGCACAAUAUAUCUAAAACUGCCUACAAUGCAGUUCAUCGAGCCAGGCUAACAAUGUAUGUAUUCCCUCAGUGUAUCAUUGUAGGGGCACAGCGCUCUGAAACAUGAUAUUAAGCUUCAAAGAAAAUUAGCAGACUUGCUACAUGAAGCUGGCAGACACUGUGUUAUAUGUUGUGUCAAAGAUGGGGUAGGUGAGCGAAAAAUCCAAUACUGAUGACAAAUACCAAGAUAUAGAGCCACAGCAAGUAGUGUAGCUAACGUUAGCUAUGUUGUGGGUUAGCAAGCUGUCGCUAAUGUUGAGCACAAGAAUAACAAGUUAGCGCUGUGUGGGUCGCUGACUGUGCACCUGGUUUAAACUGUUCAGAGCAGUGAUAAUUGGGUUCCCAGCUGGAACCAAAGUGGGCGUGUCAUAUUCCACAGGUCAUUGUGCAUUGUACAGCACCCUCUGUUGAUGACGCAUCCUUGAUUACUAUGGUUCCACUUACAGCGCAGUGUUUCACUAGAUAGCCCUUAGGUUCCAAGCAUUGGUUCAAGAACCAAAACUAAUUUGAUGGAAACACACUAUAUAUUUGUUUCCCAUUUACAAAGCCAGGGCUGCGUACGAGUCGACAAUCGGACUGCAAGGAGAUAUUUGCUCAAUUUUGAAGUGUAUUUGAUUAGAGUGGCAUUACCUAGAAAUGCUUACCCCACCCUAAACUUACACUACACAUUAUAAUCAGCCUUUCUGCACUUUGAUGUUCAUAUUGUACAUAUGUUCAACUGACAGGCCAUGGCGUGCAGCUCACACUGAAUGCACAGAACCUCCAGUCAGUUUUGACAAUUCCAGUAACAUUUAAUAAAAAAAGACCAUGUCCCCCAAAGAGAGAAACGCAACUUUAGCUUUGUGCAAUUCUACUAUGAAUGGAAAGUAAAAAGAAUAUGAAGCCAGAGCUGGAAGAUACAGACAAUAUGGAGUCUGUUCUGCGGUGAGUCAGCAGUCUGAAACUGCCAAAAUCUAAAGGAUCAUCCAUGAGCCAGAUUAUUGAUCAUUCAGGCAAUUAAUCAGGUGCUGUGACCUUAAUCUGAACGCCAAGUGACAACUGAUGUGGCGGACGUUUGUCCCGAUCUGGCGGAUAUUUGGGGCAACCAAUCAAGGUUAAAAUUGGGUUUAAUAAUCCACAAACUGUCUGCCAGGCUUUAGACGGCAAAGGCCACUUAUUUAAUGAGAGGGGCGAUUACUUUGACCUUCAUCUUGUAACUACAUUGAUAAUGAGGAUCAGGAUCUCAGCAGGUGACGGAUCCAUCACAUAAAUUCAGUUCACAGUAAUUAAUCAGAGUAACACAUGAAGAUGUUGGGGAAAUCAGCUUUUACAAGCUGGGAAAGGUAGAGGUAACCGGCUGGACCAGGGGGGCAGCAUCGCCCACCACCUCAACUAAAGCUGGACAUACACUGUACGAUUUCGCAAAAUAAUGUUUAAUUCCAACUCCUACUGUACGAGUAAAUUGUCUGCGUUGUAAAGCCAAACUCACGACCUGAGAGCUUACAAUGAAAUGUGAAAAUGAAAGAGCCCAUUGGCCCCUGCAGACCGCUCUGUCUAUUGACAAUUGGCAUUUGAUGGAUCCAAGGCAGGUCAAGGCUAGCAACUGGUAACAAACUGAACACACACAGAAACUGGCUUAAACGGUACAGUGUAUGCCCAGCUGAACACUUGAGCCAGUAAUAUUCAGUGUUUGAAAGAUGCAGCUUGUGCUAUAACUCCACCUGCAACUGAGCAGGUCUAUGAAGUCUGAAGCGGACACCCUGUUGGGUCGGGUCCUCAGGGUUUUCAGGGAUCAGGUCUGCCUGAAGUCUUUAAGCACGGAGCCUUUUACUGAUCGGCUGACCAUUCUGAGCAGUAAAAGUGGAAAGCAGAUGAGAUUUGUCCAUCUCUCUGUGGAUCAGGACCUGGAAGGUCUUGGAGUUCUGUGCUCUGACACAUAUUCUGAUGACCUGAUGGUUAAGGAAACAUUUUUACCAGUGGAGAAAUCGCUGCUUGAUUUCUUUCUCCUCAUAUUUCACUGCGAACCACUAAAUGUUUAUCAGCAGUCUGGGUUUACUGAAUCUGAUGCUUCAGCGUACGGUCAUAUAUAUGAUGGAUGUGUCCCACAAAUCCGUUUGCUGGUUUGUCUGUUUUAGGGGUCAACCAAACACCAACUUGCUGUUGGUUGAGGCUGUGACUUCUCCAGUUAGAGUUCACCAAUGUUGAGCUCCACGCACAACGCAGAUGCUAAUCUCUUUUACCACUGGAAGCAAAGGAUUUAUUCAAACUUUGCUUGCAGGGAAUGAAAGUGAAUUGGAGGAUUCCCAGUGCAUGCGUGACCGUGCUGAAAUGCAACGCAAGCCAGUCAUAAACAACCCACAAUGAACACUUCUGGCUUUAUAACUGCACAGGUUUCAUACUCCACAGCUUCAUUAAUUGGUUUGAUGUAUCCUGUGCCUUCUGAUAGUAUUUUGCUAGCUCUUCAUACAGUGUUUUAUAUGAGAGUCAGCUGAGAUGUCAGGAGUGCAGAGUGGGAAGGCUUUUAUGUUAGAUUUUCAAAAGUGUCAAACCUGUUACUCACUUGAACCCCACUGCCGUAUCUGGUGCCCUGAAGUGCCUUUCUCUGUUUACUUUCUCCUUUUUUUCCCCCUUUUUUUUUAAUUCUCUAACCUGUGAAGUGAUACUGUUCAUUCAUUCCAUCAGCUCUGCAUAGAAGAUCUUUGGAAACGCACACUCCUGAUGUUAUGCAGUGAAAGUGCCUAAGUCGGUUCAGAAAAUGUGACAGAAAUUGCCUUUCAUAAGAAAGAAAAUGGGUCACAUUAACUUUGAUGAUUUGCAUAAUAGCGUGCCACGUGUCAUCAGUGCAGUGUUUCCAAAGCAUGUUCAGGGUGAUGAGUUUGACUUCUGUUGUGUAUUCUGAAACAGUGCAGCUGGUAAUCGCACCUCAAUUUACAAGAGGGCGGAAGCCAAGACAUCGCUACAAACAGAGGCUUGGUAUUCGUCACAGUACCUUGAUUAAUGACAUACUCAACGGCCUUAGAUUUCUACACCUUUUCACUGGAAGGAAACCAAAUACGUGUUUGAGCUUCUUCGUGGAUGUAAAAUGAAGAAAUGUUGAGCAAAGCAGCGCUGUCACUGCUCAGUCUGAAUGUUAAACACUAGACAUUCAUCGUGCAAAAUGUGAACUGUAACAAGUUAGCCCAUAGCUUUUUGACUCUGUGAUAUAAACACUGCACUGUCCCUAACUGUAUAAUGUAUAUUAUGUAUAUACACAGAAGACUUUAUACAGUAUGUGAAAUGCUAAAUAAAGCAGUACGAUGAAUAAGAA